Rotaria socialis is the source of this 2838-nucleotide messenger RNA. The record is from the annotation of a GenBank genome assembly. Lineage: Eukaryota; Metazoa; Rotifera; Eurotatoria; Philodinida; Philodinidae.
AUGUUUGGGUCGAUAUUUUUUCUCAUCAUUGCAGCCUUGACAAAUAUAAAAGUUUUGUCAAUAGAAACGAAAUAUUCAAGGAUUAAAGCGAAUUUUUUUGAUCCCAUACUUUCGGCAAACUCCUAUACAGGUCAUGUCAAGGAAAAUGAACGUAUCGUUAAAAUUGAACCACGUCUAUAUGCAUCCGAUGCUGACCAACCGACUUCGUUAAAUGGUAAAAUUUGUGGUUACGAGCUGUCAUUACACAAACAUGACGAUGUUAUUGAUGAUAUCACGCAAAACAUCCCAUUCGCUGUUGAAAUGAUUGAUAAUCAACCUAUUCUUAAAUUGAAAGCUAAUAGCGAGGCACUUGAUUGUGAAAUAAAACAAAUACAUCGAGUAUAUAUACGUGCCUUUGAUUGUGCGCCUGGUGAUAAUCGACGUUAUUCAGAAAGAUCUUCUUUGAUAAUUACUGUUGAUGAUGUUAAUGAAUAUGCACCAGUUUUUACACAUGAUCAUUAUCUAUUCAAAUUGCAUGGAAGUCAAAUCUGUGAUUCUUCAUCGUGUCGUGUUGAAGCAACCGAUGAUGAUUGUGCUAAUCAAGAUCAUCGUGUAUGCGGCUAUGAAAUAAUUACACCGAAAGUGCCAUUUUCUAUCGAUUCGAAAGGUAUAAUAUCGAUAACCGAAACAUUAAGUGGCGAUCAAUAUGAAUUUGAUGUUAUUGCUAUUGACUGCUUUCCAUCAAAUGAUAAUUCAAAAAAACUAAGUCAACCAGCUCGUGUUACUGUUAAAAUUAUCAAAUCAUGCAAACCAACUUUAAAUGAUAAAGCAUCACAAAAAUUAUUAAUUCAAUCGGAUCGUAUUCAUCUAUUUGAUACUGUAAAUGUGAAUGCAUGUGAAGAGACAUGCAAUGUUCAAGAUAUUGUUGGUACAGUUGAACUUGAUUCAAAUGGAUUAGAUAAUGGUUGUAAUCUUGAUCAAUGCUCAACGAUCGAACGCGAAUAUAUUUUAUUGCCAAAAGAUGAUAAACCAAACGAAAUUCCGCAAUCAAGAGUAGCCACGUUUAAUGGUUUCAGUCAAGCAUUAAUUGUCAAUCAAUCGGAAUUUUCGGGUCAUUUAAGUAGUGAAUUAACUAUUCGCAUGUGGAUGAAGCACGUAAACGAGAAUAAAAACGAUAAUAAUAAACAACAUAUUUUCUGUAAAAGUGACAAAAAAUCAAAAAAUCGUCAUCAUACAGCUUUGUUUAUUCAAAAUGAUCAUUUGAAAUUAUUAUUACGUAAAGGACCAGUAUCAUCGAAUUUGAAUGCAAUGCAUACAUCUGAAUGGAUGUGGAAAUUAUCACAAAUCAAUGACAAUAAAUGGCAUUCAUAUAAAUUUAUUGUUGACUAUCCAAAUAAAGUCGAUUUAUAUAUUGAUGAACAAUUAAUUGUUGCAACUAAAGAAAAUUUUCGAGCUGUUGAAGAUCAUCCAUUAUCCAUUAUUGAAGGAACUAACGACACAAUAUUUACAUUAGGAGCCUGUUGGCAUGCCCGUGCAUCUCGUAUGGUUCAACAUUUUCACGGUCAAUUAUCGGGUCUUUCAAUUGAACAAAAAGAAGAAUUACAACGGUCAUCAGAAUGCAUUCGAGACUGUCAUCAAUACCUCGAUAUUCCGGAUAUUCACCAUAAAACAAAUCUUGAAUUCGUUAGUAACUCUAAUCGAUCAAUGUGGAUAUUACGUACGGAUACAACUGAGUCCUAUGAACAAUUAUUGAAACAUGUGGUUUAUCGCAACACCUUUGAACCAAUUGGUCCACAGGGCGAACGAAAAGUAACAAUUCGCACACGUGUUAAAUGUUUAGGAGAAACAAAUCCAAAUGAAUUACCAGUCUUCACAAGAUUUAUAUCAAUUGAUGAACCGAAAAUUCCAAUUAAAGUUGAACUUAAAGGUGACACUCAUUAUGUCGUACCAGAAGAUGUUAUUCAUCAGGGUAUUUAUCUAUUUCGAACCUUAUCGAUUUUUACAAAUGCAAUAAAAAGGCAACAAGUUGAUGUAAGUGAUUGUACUUUACAAGCAACACCAUCAUUGUCAAACACUGAACAAUUAAUUAUACCAGAUGUUCCUAAUCUAGAAAAGCAAACUACAAAAGAGGGUGCAAUGUUUUCAGGUCUUGAAACCAUUGAUGCUUAUCAAAGUUUAUUUCGACAGAUCGCUUAUGUAUCACAUACACCUAUAACUUAUACGGAUCGAUCGUUCACACUUUCAUGUGCUGGUGUUUCUGAUCAUAUCAUAACAAAUGAAAUACGUGUUCGAGUUCGCAUAGAAAAACAGAUGGCUCCAUUGGCUCCAGUUGCUGCUGCUGCUUUAUCGAAUCUAUUUUUUGUAGAUAAUGAUCACGCAAGAAAUCAUAUUGUUAAUGUUCAUGAAACCAAUGAACGAGUUAAACGAAAUAUGUCAGACUGGCCUAUCGCGGUAGUUAUUUGUGUCUCGAUCGGUCUUGCUGGUGUACUUGUACUUUAUCUUGUUGUACGUAUUCGUACAACCAAUCGAAAACAUAAUCCAAACACAAAUAAUGGAGAUGACAUACAUUCUCAAAUGGAAUGGGAAGAUGAUAUUGGACUUAAUAUUACAGUUAAUCCACUAGAUGAAACAAAAAAAUCUGCUCAAUCGGUAAAUAUCCACAAUACUGAACAAACCUUGGAUGAAUAUCCAGGUUCAAGUUCGGAUGAUGAAGAUGCAGAAUUUCAAACUAAUAAUCGUAAUGAAUAUUCAUCGGAAGACGAUGGUGAGGAUGAAAAUAAUAAAAUACAUAAGAAAAAAGUUGAUCAUCAAUUGGAGUGGGACGAUGCAGCUAUUGGAUAUGGGCCAAAAAAAGUCUGA